AUGGAUUAUCUCGCUGGAGUGACAAGUUACGUAAUAAACGCAAUUGCGCCUAAAGAGAACAAAUUUGCACCUGUUGUUACAGAAUCUCCUCUAUCUUCAGGAAUUUUUGAACCUAAUAUGCUCAUAGUUCGACUUGCUGGUUUAUCUGGAGCACUGGCUGUUACUUUGGGUGCAUAUGGAGCUCAUGGAUUGCGUGAAAAAUGUUCCGAUGAGCGUCGCAUUCGGGCUUUUGAAACAGGAAACCGGUACCAUCUGCUUCAUACUGUGGCCAUCCUUGGAUCUUCAAAAGCCCGCUUCCCUGCUAUAACAGCAUCCUUAUUUUUUGCUGGGAUUUCUAUAUUUUCUGGAACAAUUUAUUACUAUAGCCUGACAGGUAAUGAACAGGUACGACAUUACACCCCUUGGGGUGGGAUGCUGUUUAUAAUAGGAUGGAUAUCAAUGAUUUUGUAA
Molecule: messenger RNA, 450 nt
Organism: Enterobius vermicularis (human pinworm)
Lineage: Eukaryota; Metazoa; Nematoda; Chromadorea; Rhabditida; Oxyuridae
Source: the annotation of a GenBank genome assembly